Messenger RNA from Styela clava, 3861 nucleotides. RefSeq names its product kelch-like protein 26. Gene Ontology annotation, molecular function: protein binding. The record is from RefSeq and is a predicted model, not a curated record. Lineage: Eukaryota; Metazoa; Chordata; Ascidiacea; Stolidobranchia; Styelidae.
CGUUCUUUCCCAGUUUUAAACUUUAUUACCUAAUGUUGGGUUGAAAGAGAUAUGUUUAAAGGUCUUAGAGGACUGAAACUGACUUCCAAGAAAAAGCAGGAAGACGGAGGAACAGCGGGAAACCAAGAAGGAAAGAAAACAAAACCACCAAGACCAGUUAAACCUCCAAAACAUAAGGUCCCAGCUCUGAAGAAAUUCAAAGAAACUAUGGGGAAUCUUACACCGUCCAUGUUCCAUGGCCAACACUACAUUGAAAACAUUGAAGAACAUGCUACGAAAGUACUGGCAGAAUUGGAGCUAAUGAGGCAAAACGAAACAUUGUGUGAUGUCACAGUGACUAAGUGUGACGGCACAAAGAUGAAAGCUCACAAAAUUGUCGUAUCGUUCAACGAAAAACUAUUACAGAUGACGAUGCAGCCUUCAGAGGAAACAGAACGCCAAGUGGAAAACGACGUCACGUACGGCGUGCAUAACAAAGGUUUCAAUGAAAACGGAAAAGAAGAAACAACAUCGCCUAUAAUGUCAGAUGAUGAGGUUGAACUCAACCAUCUUCAAUCCGUAACCAGUGAAAACGAUUUAGUAAAGGGUUUAAACGGCGAUGACGUCAUCACCCGGGAACGACCCGCCUCGCCAGAGCAAAUGCAAACGGAUAAUAUGACCUUAGUAAAUGGAGAUUCUAAAGAAGUGAAAGAGAACAAAUCGGAUGAAGUAGAGAAUAAGAAAGAUGACGUAACGGAAAAUUCUGAUGACGUCACAGAAACUCAAAGUGAAUCUAAUAAAACGGAAACUGACGUUAAUGGAACAGAAACAGAAGAAUCAGAAAAGAAUACCGGGGAUGAUGCAGUCACUGAAAACGGCGAAACUGAAACGCCCGAAAAUACUCUUCCGUCCUCUCUAGUGGAAGAACUCACUACACCUACAAGUGAACAAGCUGAUUCCGAAAAUGCAGACAAAACUGGGAAUACCCAAGUUGUCUCGACAAGCGAAACGACUGUAAUAAACGGAAUUGAUGCGAAGUCUGCAAAUUUCAAACGAUCAGACACAUGUGACGUCACCAUUGAAGGUGAUGACAUCAUCAGUCCUACGUCAUUUGAAGAUCCAUUGGAAGUCAUCAUCAACUUUUUCUACACUUCACAUAUUAAUAUUACACGAAAGAACGUCACAAAGUUACAAGUAGUUGCUAGGCAAUGCGGAUUGGAUGACGUCACAAUGGCAUGUGACGAGUUUGAAAAUGUUCUUAGGACCGAAACAGAAAGUAUGGAGACGCCGGAAGAAAAAGAUGCAGCAGCCUCGCAGUUCAGGUACCAAUACUCCGAACCCACUAUGGCGGUCAAGAUGCUGGAGCACUUUGAGAAAUUGCGCAGUCACACACGUCAUACUGACGUAAUCGUGAACUCACCGAACACAUCACUCAAAUUUCCUGCUCAUACUGUACUCUUGGUUGCCUCAUCAAAAUUCUUUGCUGAAAAGUUUGUAAACUGCAAUGAUGUCAUCAAAACGGACGUCACAACAGAUGGUGACGUCACACAUGAAGUUCAAGCCCCAGAUUAUAAAGAUUCCAUACUUCAAGGAAUGUUACAUUACUUUUAUACCGCCAAAGUUUCAGUGACGUCACAUAACGUACGUCAUCUUAUGGAUGCAGCGAGCAGUUUCAAAUGCAGUGACGUCAUCGAGGGGUGUGCCGAGUAUCUUGAGAGAACGAUAUCGGUUCAAAACUGCAUUGAGAUUCAAUCCACUGCAGAAAAGUAUGAUUGCUCCCAUUUGAAAAACGUUGCUGUUCGAUUCAUAGAGGCAAACUUCCUUGCUGUAGCGAAAACAAAAGAGUUUCUUACUGUGACGGGUGAAUGGAUUUCAAGUAUUGUUUCAUCACAGCGACUCACGGUAGAUUUUCCCGCUUCAGAAAGUGAAUAUCAAAUAUUUGAAGCAAUUAGGAAAUGGGUGAACCAUGACCUCGUGAACCGGAAAGCGGAAGUGAACGAGGUUAUGGCCAAUGUACGCAUUCCUCUUAUCAGCGACCAACAUCUAAUCAAUGAUAUCAGUACUGAUUUAUUGAUAAUGGAGAACGACGCAUUAUGCAACCGGAUAUCCGGAAUCGUAACCGGAAAAUCAGCUUGCAAAUUUGAUGAGCACGUUGCAAUGAGAGGAGAGCGAGAAUUUGUGCUGAUGAUCGGAGGAAGUGCUCCCGUGGUUGACGAGACAAGCGAAGAUCGAGGAUAUACAGCAGUCGCAUUUAGCGAUUACGUCACUAUGUGUGACGUCAAAAAUGGACAAAUGAACGAACUGACGUAUUUACCAGAAACAAGAUCUCUUCAUUGUGCCCUCAUGGUAGACCAUUACGUUAUAAUCGCUGGAGGAUUUGAUAAAUAUUCUUGCAUCACAAAUGAAGUUUAUGCUCUGGAUCUGGCAACUAUGAUUUGGAAUAAGCUACCCAAUAUGAAGGUCAAACGAGGUUGCUUCACCCUUCAAUAUCUCGAUGGAUACAUAUAUGCCGUUGGUGGUCUGACUCCUACUGGCUACUCCAACAAAGUCGAAAGAUACAACAGAUCCAAAAUGAAGUGGGAAUACGUAGCUCAACUACCAAGGACUUAUUACAGACACGGCGGGUGCGUCUACCACGGUGAAAUCAUCAUUACUGGAGGGAACGAUAAAUCGACCGACACUCUGAAGUAUACGCCAUCUAGCGACAGUUGGCGUCCUAUGAAGCCGAUGAACCAGGGAAGAGACUCCCAUGCUAUGGCUACAGCGUUGGACAAAGUUUAUGUUUUAGGUGGAGACAUCAAAGUCUUAUCAGUAGAAGAAUACAAUUCAUCUUCGGAAUGCUGGCAGCUCCUACCUUUCAUGUAUUCCGAACCUGUAUAUCUGCCUGGGGUCACAGUACUAAACGAUAAAAUAUAUUUGAUUGGUGGAUGGAGAGGAGAUGAUGACGGACAUGAUGACGUCAAAUGCUUCGACCCUGCAACAGAAACUUGGACUCCUAUGAUGAUGUUUUUACCGUUUCCGCGAGGAUCAUUAUCAGCAACGGUCGUGCAAUUGCCGCGAAGUUAUGUCGGGAAAUUUUAUUAAAAGCACAACCUCAGAAGAUUGUGAUUAUUUUAGAAUUUAAAUAGAAUCUAUCUGCGCUUUUUAUCUCUUUUUAUACGUCGAUGUUUCACAAAAAGUGAGGCUUUGUAUAAGCCAUCACUAAUAUAUACUGAACUAAUACUUUUUGUUUUGAAAUGAUCCAAAUAUUACCAGUUUAGCAUUAUCUCUAAUCAAUUAAUUACACAAGAGGCGUACCCAUGAAUUUCCAAAGAGAGGGUUGUUUCAAAUUUCUGAAAUUUCAAAUUGCCGAGUUACGUCGUGACUGCAAGCGGGUCUGGAUUUUUAGGAGUUUUGAGGGUUUCAAGAGCGUUUAAAGCUACGAAAUAUUGCUAUGUAUAUUGCAGAAAAAAUGCUUUUAUUUACAUUUCGAAAAGGGGAUUCGUCGAUAAAACGGCUGAAUCAUAUGGAAAACUACGGCUUUUCUUAGGUUACCAGUUCAAUUUUUGUUUGGAAUAGUUAACCAUUUUGUUUCAACAUACUCAUGAACUUUAAAAGUGGAAAAAGCCUAAACGAAGGGUAAAAAGUUACGCAAACCACCUUAGGACGACGAAAAGUCCAGAUUUUUUGUGAAUAAUUAAUUGUGAAUUUAACAUAUUAAUUUAUGUCAAAAAAGUAUUUUCGGGUAGCGCCCGCAUUGUGUUUUUCAAUCUCUCUGUAUAGUUAUAUUUGGUUUUUGCUAUUUUUGAUUUACCAUCAUGAACGUUAUGGAAUGCAUUAACAAUUUAUCUUUUUUUGCUGUAAAUUGAAUUUUUCUUAAUUAAUAAAAUGUCUAAAAUGUAA